Sitophilus oryzae (rice weevil) is the source of this 1436-nucleotide messenger RNA. RefSeq lists its product as uncharacterized. The coding region runs from base 384 to 1379 and encodes 331 amino acids. Gene Ontology annotation, biological process: regulation of transcription by RNA polymerase II. The transcript is spliced from 2 exons. Gene Ontology annotation, cellular component: transcription regulator complex; nucleus. The record is from RefSeq and is a predicted model, not a curated record. Lineage: Eukaryota; Metazoa; Arthropoda; Insecta; Coleoptera; Curculionidae.
AAGCAUACCGCGCACUUAUGCGCAGCGCGGCGCGGCGAAGCGCGGCGAAAAACCGUGCAACGGAUUAAAUUUGUGUUAUAUAAUGCACGUCCGCUGACUCAAGCGAAGCAACCGCUUGCACCGCGCGCCGAAGCGCCGUUCGUUGCAGACCUGGAAUCCAAAGCGAGGAAAUUCUCUUCGGCGCGCUUCGCGUGCCCUAGUGCGCGGUGGUCUGCGGAAACUAUCUCUGUUUUCGGUCAUUUUCGAAAUCUAUUUCGGGUGUCUUCGGAUGAAGGAUUCUACGAUUAAUGUAUUACUAAUUGGCAUUUAGGUUACGUUUAAUCAAGAGCCGUUUUGUUUCGUUUGAGUUUGUUUAGUACUUGUAAUUUAAUUAUUGUUUUAUCAUGGAUGAUGAAACGUUCAUUUUAAUUAUACAAAGUUAUAAAGAGAUAUAUGAUAUUGGAGAUCCCAAUUAUCAUAAUCAAUUGAGAAGGGACAAUAUUUGGGAAGAAAUUGAAGAAAAAUGCGGAAUAAAAGCCGAAGAAUGCCGAAAAAGAUGGCGCAAUUUGAGGGAGUGCUACAGAAAAGCACAGAAGUCCAGACAAACAAAAAGUGGACAAGCCGCUACAAAAUCAAAGCCUUGGCGACUAGAACAGCAAAUGAGUUUUAUGAAACCAUUUUUAGCAGAAAGGCCCCAACAAUCAAAUUAUUCAACACAAGACAUAAUCAACACAGAACCUGAAUCAGAUGGUAUAGUUGAUACAGUUGUAUCGGUUCCUUCACCGGCGUCACCAUCAUCCGCACCCAGCCCUUUAUCUUCUAUUUCACAAAGCAGUAAAAAAAGAAAGUAUAGUUCUGUAAAAGAGACACCAACUUCAGUAGCACUUCAGGAAUAUGUCAAUUAUAAAAAAUCAAAAAUUCAUACUCCCAAGGACCACUUAACAAAAUAUUUUCAAUCAGUUGAGGAAUCUGUCAGGACUUUUCCACCUAUAUUGCAGAUUCAGGUUAAAUCUAAAAUAUCAGAGAUAAUUCAUGAAGCAGAAUUAAAAAAUAUCACCUCGCCUACCACCUCAACAUAUACUCAAGUCGAUGAAUCCCCUCCUUCAGCAUAUCAACAGACUCUGUCUUCCCAAAGUACAAAUAUACAUACACUGCCACCAUAUAAACCACAUGUUUCUCAGCAGCAGUCAUCUCAGUAUAAUUUAAAUUAUUCAUCAGGCACGUAUGGCAUUCCAACACGACAGCAUCAGCAGUCACUCGAGUGUCUUCCUAUGCAUACAACUCCAGCCCAUUCUGAGGAGAAUUUGCAAUAUUCACCUCAAAAUUAUAACAGCUUUUCUCUCAAUGAACCACCUCGAAGUUAUAACAGCUUUUCGCCCGAUGAACCCGGACAAAAGUAAUUUUUAUUUAUGUAUUGCUAUUUGUACAUCACAUAUAAAAUAAAGUAUUUUCUACCA